CCUUGGGGAGCAAGGACCCGGGGGGUCUCAGCGCCAGCUGCGCGGGGCGUGCGACCGGGGGAGGGGUCUCUGCAGCCCACAUGGCCCCAGCGCUGCUUAGGUUGGCGCGGGUCAGGAUGGCAGCGCCCGGGGGCCGCGCCGAGCCGCCGCCGCCCGAGUUCGGCUGCAGCUACGUGGUGUCGCGCCCGGUGUACAGCGAGCUCGCCUUCCAGCAGCAGCACGAGCAACGCCUGCACCCGCGCCGGACGCUGCGCGAGAGCCUGGCCCAGCGCUGCAGUUGUUCAAGAAAGAGAGCCAUUGGUGUACUGAAGACCCUCCUGCCCAUCUUGGACUGGCUCCCCAAAUACCGGGUCAAGGAGUGGCUGCUUAGUGAUGUCGUUUCUGGAGUCAGUACCGGGCUAGUGGCUACACUGCAAGGCAUGGCGUAUGCCCUACUAGCUGCAGUGCCGCUGGGAUUUGGUCUCUACUCUGCCUUUUUCCCUAUCCUGACGUACUUUAUCUUUGGAACAUCAAGACACAUCUCAGUUGGCCCUUUCCCAGUGGUCAGUUUGAUGGUGGGAUCUGUUGUUCUGAGCAUGGCUCCAGAUGAAGACUUUCUCAUAUCCAACGAUAACGGAACUGCAUUAAAUACUACGGUCAUCGACACUGUAGCUAGAGAUUCAGCAAGAGUGGAGAUUGCAAGCACCUUUACUCUUUUGGUUGGAAUCAUACAGUUGAUAUUUGGAGGUUUGCAGAUUGGAUUCAUAGUGCGAUAUCUGGCAGAUCCACUGGUUGGUGGAUUUACAACUGCAGCUGCCUUCCAAGUCUUGGUCUCACAGCUAAAGAUCGUCCUCAAUGUUUCAACCCAAAACUAUAAUGGCGUUCUCUCCAUUAUUUAUACACUGAUUGACAUUUUUCAAAAUAUUGCUGAUACCAAUCUUGCUGAUUUCAUUGCUGGUUUACUCACCAUUAUCAUCUGUAUGGCAGUUAAAGAAAUAAAUGAUCGAUUUAAACAUAAAAUACCAGUCCCUAUUCCUAUAGAAGUAAUUGUGACAAUAAUUGCUACUGCCAUUUCAUAUGGAGCCAACCUGGAAAAAAAAUACAAUGCUGGCAUUGUUAAAUCCAUCCCAAGGGGGUUUUUGCCUCCUUCACUCCCACUGGUGAACUUAUUUUCUAAGAUGUUGACUGCAUCAUUUUCCACUGCUGUUGUGGCUUAUGCUAUUGCAGUGUCUGUAGGAAAAGUGUACGCCACCAAGUAUGAUUACACCAUUGAUGGAAACCAGGAAUUCAUUGCCUUUGGAAUCAGCAAUAUAUUCUCAGGAUUCUUCUCUUGUUUCGUGGCGACCACUGCCCUGUCCCGUACUGCUGUCCAGGAGAGCACAGGGGGAAAGACUCAGGUUGCUGGUAUUAUCUCAGCUGGGAUUGUGAUGAUCGCCAUUGUUGCCUUGGGGAAGUUGCUGGAACCCUUGCAAAAGUCGGUCUUGGCAGCGGUUGUAAUUGCCAACCUGAAAGGGAUGUUUAUGCAGGUGUGUGACAUUCCUCGUCUGUGGAGGCAGAAUAAGAUUGAUGCCAUUAUCUGGGUGUUUACAUGUGUAGCAUCCAUCAUUCUGGGGCUGGACCUUGGCUUGCUAGCUGGUCUCUUGUUUGGAUUGCUGACUGUCGUCUUCAGAGUUCAAUUUCCUUCAUGGAAUGGCCUUGGAAGCAUCCCAAGCACAGACAUUUACAAAAGUACCAAGAAUUACAAAAAUAUUGAAGAACCUGAGGGAGUCAAGAUUCUUAGAUUUUCUAGUCCCAUUUUUUAUGGCAACGUUGACGGUUUUAAAAAGUGUAUCAAGUCCACAGUUGGAUUUGAUGCCAUUAGAGUAUAUAAUAAGAGACUGAAAGCACUGAGGAAAAUACAGAAACUCAUCAAAAAAGGGAAAUUAAGAGCAACUAAGAAUGGUAUUAUCAGUGAUACUGGCACAUCCAACAAUGCUUUUGAGCCUGAUGAAGACAUUGAAGAUCCAGAAGAACUUGAUGUCCCAACCAAGGAAAUUGAAAUUCAAGUGGAUUGGAACUCUGAGCUUCCAGUCAAAGUGAAUGUUCCUAAAGUGCCAAUUCACAGCCUUGUUAUUGAUUGUGGAGCUGUAUCUUUCUUGGAUAUUGUUGGAGUCAAGUCACUGCAAAUGAUUGUCAAAGAAUUUCAAAGAAUUGAUGUAAAUGUGUACUUUGCAUCACUUCAAGAGCAUGUGAUAGAAAGGCUGGAGAAAUGUGGCUUUUUUAAUGAUAACAUUAGAAAGGACAUAUUUUUUCUCACUGUCCAUGAUGCUGUUCUCCAUCUACAGAACAAGGCAAAGACCCAUGAGGUUCAGGAUUCUAUUUUAGAAACGAUCACCCUAAUCCAAGACUGUAAAGAGCCACUUGAAUUAAUGGAAGCAGAGCUGAUUGAAGAAGAACUCGAUGUACAGGAUGAGGCUAUGCGGAGACUUGCUUUCUGAAAGUGGACAAGUGGACUCAGGAUGUUCCUCCAAGAAAUGACUGCAGGACAGUUGCAAACCAAUGUAAUUCUAUGCAAAUAUUUUCUGCAUUGGCUAUUUCUUCAGACUUGAAACCUUCAUUUUUUUUCCAUUAAAAUAUUUUUUUGUAUAUGCCAAGUAUCAAACUUUAUACAUGUUAACCAUGCAUUUUAACACUGAGCUAUAUACAUCCCAACCUCUGCAUUAUCUUCUUACUUUUGAUAUAUAUAUUUUUUAAGGCUCUUGGCCAUUGAAAGAGAAGCACAAACAUUAUUUCUAGACUUUAUUUAUAACUACAUUACUUGCUUUUGAAAUAUGCCCAACGGUGAGGAGAAUUAGCUAGGUGAUUUAGAAUAUCCAGAAUCUGUGGUAUGUUCCCAAUUCCCCACAACCUUGCAAUAGUCUUCUCGUGUGGUCCAGUGCUGUCAGGGGAGCAGUGACCUAGUGGCCUCUGGGGGAAGGUGAGUCUGAAUGACCUUGACACUUAGGAGUCUCACUGAUCACUUAGGGUCACAAGAGGAAAUGCUGAAAUACAGUAAUCAAUGAAUGCACUUAUUUAAAAAAGUAGUCAAAAAUCACCUGGCAGACAUAUCAAAAAAAAGUUUUUUAAAAAGAAAGAAAAUUUUGUUAGUAUUUAAUAAUGAAGUAUUUUUAUAUGUGACUAUAUAGAGAAUCAAAAUUCAGAGCUACAGAACUGAGCUGAUACAUUUCAGAAACAUGGAUUUGGAGACAGGAAGAAUUGGCAUCCUUCUGGCUUAUAGUAAUCAUUUUUUGGACGUGAUACUAAUCAUGGGUCACAAUUAAGAUCAAGUUAAAUAACGACAGUCUAUUUUUCCAUAAAAAGCAGUUUUAAUUUAUCUUAGUUUAUAAAAAUGGUUUUUAUAUAGUAUAUUUAAGUAAUGGCUAGAGGUAUUUUGGGUUUUUUGUUUGUUUUUUUCUUUUUGGGUCACACCUGGCAAUGCACAGGGGUUAUUCCUGACUCAUGCACUCAGGAAUUACUCCUGGUGGUGCUCCUGGGACCAUAUGGGAUGCUGGGAAUCGAACCCAGGGCUGGCCACGUGCAAGGCAAACGCCCUACCCACUGUGCUAUUGCUCCAGCCCCGCUAGAGGUAUUUAAACUAUUUAAAAUCUAAUAGAAUUUUGUUCUUUUAAACAAAAACAAAUUUGGAUAUGAAUAUAAGAUCAUAAUUAAAAUUAGUUUGUAACUUUUCCAAAGAGGUAAAAAUUUAAGUAUUAAAGCAGAGUUUUUUAUCCCCUCCAAAUUUUAGCAAUCUGUAAAGUGAUCUUUAACUGAGAUCUGAAUACCUUUCCAAAAUAAUUUAAAACCUUAAUUUUCUACACAUAUUGAUGUUCAAUCUGAUUAAUUUAAGACAACACUUUCCAAAUGAAUUCAAUAUAAAAAUAAAGAGACUGAUUUGGACUUACCAUUUUUCAUUGACUUAUGAUGGUGUGGACAUCCUGAUUAAAUUGAAAAUAUGGUUGGAAAUGUAUUUAAUACAUCUAACCUACUGAAUAUCAGUGCAUAGACAGCCUUCCUAAAACAUGUCCAAAACACAUUAGCCUACAGCUGGGAAAAAUUAUCUAACACAAAGCCGUUCUAUAAUAAAAUGUUGAAUAUCUCAAAUACAAAUGGGCAUAUUGUAGAUAAUGCAAAAACACAAGCACGAUAUUCAAAAUUCUGCUAAGAGUAAACUGUAGAGCAUUGGCUAUACCUCGGGGCCGAGGUUCUAGUUGGCAACUCCAGCUUGCAUCACCACUCUACAUCAUAAGCAAAGAUUACAGUGCAUAUCGCCAGCCAGGAAAUGAUCAAAUGUUAAAUUACAGUUUCUACUGAAUGUGCAUUACUUUUGCCUCAUGAUAAAGUGGGGAAAAAAUUAUAGAUAAAACCAUCGAGUGUCAGGGACUUUUUGUAUAACUAUUUUUAAAAAUUCAUACUUUAAUUCUGAAAUAUUACUUCAUAUUUUAACUUUUCCUUUUUUAAGUGCCAAUAAUGUUCUAGGUAUUAUGUGAAAUAUAGGCUUUAGUCCUGUGGACUAUUUCCAAAUAUUUUACACUGCAAUGAAUGAAACUGUACUUCAUUCCUAGGGAAAAUAAAUACUCAGGUUCCCAACAUGUCUUGCAUCAUUGAGAGUUAUAUUGGAACAGAUGCAUGAAAUUCCCAAAUAUUUCUGGCAGGAGCUCUUUUCUCCAUUUUUUCCCUUAAAUACAGCCAGAACAAGGGUUUCUCCUUUUGGAGGGAAACCAUCAAUGAAUGUAUCAGACUGGAUCACUAAAAGCACCAUCAUCCCCACUCUACAAACUUCAUAUUGGCAACUGGGUGAACGUAAUGGAUUGUGGUGGUACACAAUUCUUUCAUGUGCAUGGACUAUACUAUAUUUAAUUGACUUAGAACAGAUUUCUCCUCAUCACGGGAAAAGCAUAAAUAGGAGUUGAAGUUCAUUUUUCACAGUAAUACCUUAUAAUGACAAUUUGUAUUUCUAAAGAGCAUUUAUAAUAGUCUUGCAAAAAAUAGAUGAAUACCUCUGUUUAAUAGAGGAAAUGUGCCCUGUUUAUUUUUUUGAUUAGUUGAAGAACAUACCAAAGUUACAUUUUACUGUAAUGAUAGUUUUGUAAAAUCUUGAGCCAUUUAUGACUAUAGAAGACAAGACUACUUGUUUUUUAAAAACGCUCUAGGACAUCUAGGCCUCAUGUGACUAGUAAGUAUGCAUUUUAAUACAGUCUUGUCAAUGGAAAUUCUACUUGAAAUUAAAGAUCUCUUUUGUUAUAUUUUCAACUGAUACAAAAUUCCAGUGUUUUUUAUGAAUUACAAAAACAAAUUUUAUCUGUGUCUUUGUAGAUAUUUGCACUAUUUUUUUUAAAUACAAAGUUGUUUUUGAAAUGACUCUGACAAGUCCUUUCUGAACCAAUUAUUAAAUGACUUAAAAGCCCUGCCUUUUUAAUUUGCUGUUAUGCUUACUCGUCAUCAUUUUGGUGUACAGUUCAUAGUUUCACUCCAUUUCUGUGUAACUUUUUUGUGAGUACUUUAAUGUAAUAAACAACGCUGUUGACAAAUAC
This is a messenger RNA of Sorex araneus (European shrew), 5528 nucleotides long. RefSeq names its product solute carrier family 26 member 4 (gene SLC26A4). The record is from RefSeq and is a predicted model, not a curated record. NCBI's taxonomy places the organism in Eukaryota, Metazoa, Chordata, Mammalia, Eulipotyphla, Soricidae. Gene Ontology annotation, cellular component: membrane. Gene Ontology annotation, biological process: transmembrane transport. The coding region runs from base 81 to 2456 and encodes 791 amino acids. Gene Ontology annotation, molecular function: oxalate transmembrane transporter activity; bicarbonate transmembrane transporter activity; chloride transmembrane transporter activity. The transcript has 21 exons.